AUGUUCAAAAUAACAGUUGUGGUCUCUUUAAUGCUUAUCGCGACAUGGUCUCAGGCUGACGUUAGGCGCAGUAAAAGAGAGGCUGCGUCAUCAAGAGACAACGAUUCAGGUAGCACAUUAUGGGCUGCGAGUCUCUCUUGCGACUCGUGUGGCAGUGAGUGCGCGUCUGCGUGUGGAACGAGACAUUUUAGGUCAUGCUGCUUCAAUUACCUGAGGAAGAAGAGAGGACCUGACGCCCUUAAGUUCCUAUCUCACAACAACCGUGACUGGACACCAGAACCUAACCAGAAAUCCAGACCGAUUCUCAUCUUUGAAGACGCACCAGAACUCAGGAAUAUCAUCCCAAAUGACUUCAACCCUUAUCCCAUUGAAGACGUCUUCGAUAUUAGACAGAAUUAUGAGCAGUAGGAUUCAAAAUUCUAUGUUUUAUGUACAUAUAAUAAUAUAUUAAGAAAUUGAAGGAAAAAAUAUAAUCAGUAUACUUAGUUUGGUUAUUAUAUUGUAAUAAUUUGAAAAUUGUGACAAAAAAGAAUUUUGUAUCUUAAGGCUGGUGAGAUAUGAAAUUUUUAAAAGUAAUAGAAUGAAGAAAAAAAUGCAUAAAUAUAAAACAUCAUAAAUAAAUGAAGUUCAAUGA
Messenger RNA from Melitaea cinxia (Glanville fritillary), 634 nucleotides. RefSeq lists its product as uncharacterized. NCBI's taxonomy places the organism in Eukaryota, Metazoa, Arthropoda, Insecta, Lepidoptera, Nymphalidae. The transcript has 4 exons. The record is from RefSeq and is a predicted model, not a curated record. Bases 1 to 408 code for a protein of 135 amino acids.